Abrus precatorius (Indian licorice) is the source of this 2514-nucleotide messenger RNA. RefSeq names its product putative disease resistance protein RGA3. The transcript has 6 exons. Gene Ontology annotation, biological process: defense response to other organism. Gene Ontology annotation, molecular function: ADP binding. Bases 1 to 2514 code for a protein of 837 amino acids. Lineage: Eukaryota; Viridiplantae; Streptophyta; Magnoliopsida; Fabales; Fabaceae. The record is from RefSeq and is a predicted model, not a curated record.
AUGGGAAUGGGUCUGGCUAGGUCAAGCCUAAGGUUGGCGUCCGCAGAUUUUCUUGAAUUUGGAUAUGAUGUGAAAAAAGAGUUGGAAGUGCUUAAGAAGACAAUUGAAUCUAUCAAUGAUGUGCUCUUUGAUGCUGAUCACAAACAAGAUCAAGUUCGUGUGCAUGACCUCUUAGAUGACCUUGCUAUCGAAUUUAGGAGAGACAAAUUGGGUGCAGCCGAAGGAAAAGAAGUAAACAGGGUACUUCGUUCCAUUUCAUCUUCAAAUCAACUUCCUUCAUACAAUGAAAUGCCUGACAAAAUUAAAGAAAUACGAGAAAAUUUUAAGGGUGUAGUAAAAGAAAUGAAGGAUUUGAAUUUAAGCCCAAGUUCUAUGCUGAUUGCCGUUGUUGGCCUUGGUGGUUUGGGGAAGACAGCUCUUGCACAAUUGGUGUAUAAUGACUUGGAAGUGCAGACUUUUUUUGAUAUGCAAAUAUGGGUGUUUGUCUCUGAUAACUUUGAUGUUAAAACUAUUCUGAAGAAAAUAUUUGAAUCAAUUACUGAUGGCCAAAGACAAGACCAAUCAUUAGAGAAGUUGCAAAGAGAGCUUCGUAGAAGUUUAAGUGGAAAGAAAUAUUUGUUGGUCUUGGACGACAUUUGGAAUGAGAGUCAUAAAAAGUGGGCUGAAUUGAGAAAGUACCUGAUGUGUGGCGUUCAAGAUAGCAAGAUUUUAGUGACAACUCGAAGUGAAAAUGUAGCAAAGGCAAUGACUGCCAGCACUUCCUAUCUUUUAGAAGGUUUGACUGAUGAAGCAUCUUGGAGUUUGUUGAAGAACAUUGCUUUUGGAGAUGGUUCCAAAGGAGUGAAUCAAAAUCUAGAAUCAAUGGGGAAAGAAAUAGCCAAAAAAUGCAAAGGGGUUCCACUAGCAGUUAAAACACUCGGAGGCCUGUUGCGAGGACAAAACGAAGAAAGUGAAUGGGAGAAUGUUUUACGCGGUGACUUCUGGAAAUUAUGUGAGGAGGAAGGUAGUGUUAUGCCAAUUCUAAAACUCAGUUACCACAACUUGUCGUCAGACAUGAGACAAUGUUUUGCUUAUUGCUCAUUAUAUCCCAAGGAUACAGAAAUUCCAAAGGAUGAGUUGAUUAAGUCAUGGAUGGCACAGGGUUACCUUAAUUGUUCAAUUGAAAAACAGCAGAUGGAGGAUGUCGGUAAUCAAUUUGUAAAGAUGUUUUUGAUGAACUCAUUUUUUCAAGAUGCAGAAAGUAAUGACGAUGGUGAGAUCAUUAGCUUCAAAAUGCAUGAUUUAAUUCAUGAUCUUGCAAUCCUUGUUUCUGGCAAUGAUUGCUCUUACUUGGAUAGUAAUGCGGAAAAAGUUGAAGGUAGACCCAUGCACGUAUCAUUGGAAUCUUUUGAGGCCAUUCAUUUGUUGAAAUCGUUAGAUCAGAGCAGGCUGCGAACUUUGAUCUUGCCGAAUGACUUUUUCGAAGACGAGGAAGAUUUGUCGGUAAUUGCAAAGUUCAAAUACUUACGCGUCUUGAGGAUGUCAUCUUUUUCCUUCUACAAAUUGUUUGAUUCAAUUGGAAAAUUGAAGCAUUUAAGAUACCUUGACAUCACUAGUUAUCACUUGUUGAGUGGGAUGCCAUUUAGGUUGGGAAAGUUGUACUCGUUGCAAUUCUUAUCAAUAUUUGCUGUGGGAGACAGCCAAGAAAGAAAAUAUGGCACAUUAAAUGAAUUGAAAGACUUAAACCUAAGAGGAGAAUUAAUAAUUCAGCAUCUCGAUCGCAUCAUCGGUAACAGUUUACAAUUAUUAGAAAACCUUGAGCCCCACCAUAGUCUUAAGCGAUUGAAGGUGUGUUGUUAUCCAGGCAUGCGUUUCCCAGAUUGGCUUUCUCUCCUCACAAAUGUUGUUGACAUUCAUCUCUCUUAUCUUUGUAAUUGUCGGUGUCUCCCACCGUUGGAACGUCUCCCGUCCCUGAAGUCACUUGUGAUAGAGGAGUUUAGUGAAUUGGAAUACAUAUAUCUCUGCGAAGAUGGUUUUGUAGUAACCUUCUUCCCCUCUCUAGGGAGCCUCACAUUAGAGAAUUGUCCUGAGCUUAUGGGAUGGCGGAUUGACUUGCAUGCCUACUUUUCCAAACGUGAAGGAUUUAAAUGGUAUCAUAACAGUGCGGAGCCAUUAAAACGAACACUAAACUCAUCUUCCUCCGCUGCUCCUCUUUCCAUGGUCAAACAAUUGACGAUUUCUGAUCAUAUGAAUUUCCCAAAGGGUUGGAUGCAAAAUCUGACUCCUCUCGAGUCUCUUCAAAUUCAAUGGUGUAAAAGUGAAACACUUGAGGAAGUUGGAACUUGGUUUAAGGACGACACCAACUGCCUUCCGUCUCUGCGAAAAAUCAGCAUAUCUAAGUGUUUAGGGCUAAAGGCUUUGCCAGAUUGGAUUUGCAACCUCUCAUCGCUUCAGGAGAUCUCAUUGUUUUUGUGUCCAAAUUUGGCAUCGCUGCCCGAAAGAAUGAGUGGUCUUACCAACUUAAAGAUCUUUUGA